AUGAAAAGUGGACUGCGCAUCGCCUUAUGCGCCUCACUCCUGCUGUGUUUCUCACUGUGGCUCCUAGAGUCCCACCUGCAGGAUUUGUGCAACCAGUAUCGCGCGGGCUCGUACCUGGCGGAAUGGCUGGACUUGAAAGAGGCGGGCCCAGCCCCGACGAUCGGCGAGGGCACUCCCGGUGACAAGGUGAUUGUCAUGGCCAAGUUGGAAGAAGAGCACACCGAAUGGGUAGAAGAGGAGCUCCCAGACUGGCAACGCGCCAUUUACACAGUCAACCCAUCCCCCGAGUCAGGCGCCGACCCAGAACGACUCACAACUCCCUCAAACAAGGGCCACGAGUCCAUGGCCUACCUCUCCUACGUAAUAGACCACUACGACGACCUCCCCUCGACAAUCGCCUUCCUCCACUCCCACCGCUCAGGCUUCCUCCUCGCCUGGCACGUCGACGCCCCAUUGCACGACAACGUCGCCGCGAUGCGCAUGCUGAAGCUCGACUUCGUCCAGCAGAACGGCUACGUUAACUUGCGCUGCAACUGGAAUCCCGGCUGUAAGGAAUCUCACCGCUACAACCGCCACGUCACAGACCAGGUGUGGUACGAUAUCUUCGAGGGGACCAGUACUCCGGCCUUGAAUGUCUCCGAGGGCAUCUCGCCCGCGACCGAGUGGCAGCCCGAAGCACCGGCGCAGACAUACCUGCGCAAGCCGGACCAGAUCGGCGCCGCGUGCUGCGCCCAGUUUGCUGUCUCGAGUGAUCAGGUGCGUCGCCGUCCGCGUGAGGACUAUAUCAAGAUCAGGCAGUGGGUGCUGGACACCGAACUGAACGAUGCCUCGUCCGGCCGCGUGCUGGAGUUCCUGUGGCAUGUCAUUUUUGGCAUGGAAUCCGUCUACUGUCCCGAUGAGGAGGUAUGUUAUUGCCAGGUCUAUGGACGCUGCUAG
Molecule: messenger RNA, 936 nt
Organism: Penicillium lagena
Lineage: Eukaryota; Fungi; Ascomycota; Eurotiomycetes; Eurotiales; Aspergillaceae
Product: DUF3431 domain-containing protein
Exons: 3
Coding region: 1-936 (311 amino acids)
Source: RefSeq, a predicted model, not a curated record